CUACGCCCUCGCUUCCUGUCCUCGCCUCCUACUCUAUACCCGGGAAAUCCUGUAACGCCGCCGGCAUGUCUCAGGGUAAACCCUUGUCCGGGCGGAGCAAUGUGGAACAACCUCUGGCUCCUCCCGCCUGCCUCCCCCAGUCUGGGCACUGGGACAGAGGUCAACGCUGAACUCCCGGGCCUUAGGGGAAAGGGACAAACGGCAGGCUCCUGUAGCCAACACCCCAGUUCGUGCCCUGACCCCUUAUCAGCUGUUUCAGACAUGCUGUGCACCCCCAGCCCGUAGGCUGAGUUUGAGAAAGCUGCUGAGGAGGUUAAGCACCUCAAGACCCAGCCAACAGACCAAGAGAUGUUAUUCAUUUACAGCCACUACAAACAAGCCACCGUGGGCGACAUAAAUACAGAGCGGCCUGGGAUGUUAGACUUCAAAGGCAAAGCCAAGUGGGAUGCCUGGAACCAGCUGAAAGGGACUGCCAAGGAAAGCGCCAUGAAAGCUUAUGUGGACAAAGUAGAAGAGCUAAAGAACAAAUACGGAAUGUAACAGACUGGAUUUGGUCACCAGCCACACGUUUAACCUAAAACGAUAUAAUGCCUUGUUUUUUCUAAUACUGUGGAUGAUAUGAAAAUAGUUGGUUACUGUAGUUCCUCGGGGUUUUCCAGGAUGUGGCUCUAACAGAUUAGGGGCAGAAAUGUUCACUGACCUGUCCUUUCCCCCAGUAGUUUUUAUCUGAAAUCAAUUCAAAUAUAUUUGUUACUUAAA
This is a messenger RNA of Chinchilla lanigera (long-tailed chinchilla), 759 nucleotides long. It is a transcript of the gene Dbi, whose product is annotated as diazepam binding inhibitor (GABA receptor modulator, acyl-CoA binding protein). The coding region runs from base 349 to 540 and encodes 63 amino acids. Lineage: Eukaryota; Metazoa; Chordata; Mammalia; Rodentia; Chinchillidae. The record is from RefSeq and is a predicted model, not a curated record. Gene Ontology annotation, biological process: fatty acid metabolic process. The transcript is spliced from 5 exons. Gene Ontology annotation, cellular component: mitochondrion. Gene Ontology annotation, molecular function: fatty-acyl-CoA binding.